This is a messenger RNA of Corticium candelabrum, 1662 nucleotides long. Its product is annotated as DDB1- and CUL4-associated factor 11-like. The coding region runs from base 45 to 1601 and encodes 518 amino acids. The transcript has 19 exons. Gene Ontology annotation, molecular function: protein binding. Lineage: Eukaryota; Metazoa; Porifera; Homoscleromorpha; Homosclerophorida; Plakinidae. Gene Ontology annotation, cellular component: Cul4-RING E3 ubiquitin ligase complex. Gene Ontology annotation, biological process: proteasome-mediated ubiquitin-dependent protein catabolic process. The record is from RefSeq and is a predicted model, not a curated record.
GUGUUGCAAGGAUUCAUGAGUCCGGUUCAUAUCCGGGCAAUGUAAUGGGCAACCAGUCUCCAGAAUCUUCCUCCUGCGCAGGAGACAAUGAAGACGAGCUUGCUUCGUUGAGAGCGUUGGGAGAACAUGACGAGUUGUCUGCAGCUUUACUGGCAUAUCUUGUUCACAGUGGUCGAGUGAAAUUGGUUCCUGCUUCAACAAGCAAUAGUGAAUCAUUGAUUGGACAAGAAGGUAAUGAUGACAAAGUUGAAGCAUGGUCUGAUCUUCCUCUUGCAGUAAAGAACAAUGACAUUUCUCAAUUGAUAGCACAUGCAAGUAGACUUCAUAUUCAUAACAGACCUCAGCCUACUGCCAGGAAUUUGGCUUGCAAUGUGAAAUCAAGACAGGUGGCUUCGUCUGACUGUCAAGGAGGAUUUUCAUCAGCUACUAAAAUAGGAAUAAUGUCACAACAGCGAUAUCUUCCUAAUUCAAGCAGAGUGGUUGCUCGCUUUGUCGGCAAAGUGACUGGUGGAGUGUUUUCUUCUGAUGGACUGGCAUUCAUGUCGAUGUGCCAAGAUAAUUACAUUCGACUGUUCGAUGUCACCCAUCACAGAUUUAAAUGUUUUCAUGCUGUCGAAUGCAGGCAUGUCGGCUACAGUGUGAUUGACACACAUUUCAGUCCUGACAAUAGCUGCUUGAUCUAUGCCAGCUGGCAUGACAGCAUUCAACUUUACCGAAUUUAUAGCGAUGAUAAACAACAUAUUGCAUUAAGUUUAAGGCCGCCUAAUGUCUCACAUUUCUGUCCUUUCUCUAUUCGAUUCUCUCCUGACAACAAUCAUAUAUUGGCCGGUGGUAAUGAUGGCUGUGUCUAUUUGUAUGACCAAGCAAGGGGCGAGAGGACACUUCGUUUUCUGACAUCAUACGGAGGAGAUGAUGGUGUUUCCUAUGACGUGAAUGUUGUGUCGUAUGCGGAUGAAUCUCCUAACGUUGUGUUUUCUGGAGGUGAUGAUACACUGUGUAUGGUAUGGGACUUGCGAAUAGUGAAUGAGAGUCAUCCACGUCCUGUAGCUGCAAUGGCAGGUCACAGAGGAGGCAUUACAUUUAUUGACUCGAAGGGUGAUAGUCGCUAUCUAAUUACUAACUCAAAAGAUCAGACUAUAAAGCUGUGGGACAUUCGGCAUCCUUCAGAUACCGAAACAUUAAGAAAUGCAAGAGUAUCUGUUACAGCAGCAGCAAAUUGGGAUUAUAGGUGGCAAGCACCACCUACAUUAUUUGACAAGCAAGCUGAAAUGGCUGGUGAUGACUCUCUGAUGACAUACCGAGGACAUCAGGUGUUAAAAUGUCUUAUACGUUCUCGGUUUUCACCAGUCCAUGUUACAGGCCAGCGAUAUAUUUAUUCUGGCUGCUCCUCAGGCAAUGUGAUUGUAUAUGAUGUUCUGACAGGAGAAGUUGUGUCUCAACUUAGAGGUCACACAAGUACAGUACGUGAUGCGUCCUGGCAUCCAUAUGAGCAGGUCAUUUGCUCUUCAUCGUGGGAUGGUACUCAUGCAUGGUGGGAAUAUGUGCCUGAAAGAAGAGACGCUGUGUACAACAUGGCAAGAAAGUCAGGAACCGCUAACUGAUAUUAAAGUUUGUUUUUAGUUUAUUUCAGUAUUAAAAUUUGAAUUUUGGUGCCGUUCCUCA